Molecule: messenger RNA, 1904 nt
Organism: Hemiscyllium ocellatum (epaulette shark)
Lineage: Eukaryota; Metazoa; Chordata; Chondrichthyes; Orectolobiformes; Hemiscylliidae
Product: acyl-coenzyme A thioesterase 1-like
Exons: 3
Coding region: 7-1383 (458 amino acids)
Biological process (GO): fatty acid metabolic process; acyl-CoA metabolic process
Molecular function (GO): fatty acyl-CoA hydrolase activity
Source: RefSeq, a predicted model, not a curated record
AGGACGAUGUUGAGGAGCCUCCGCCGGGUUGUGUCCCUGUCUCCACGGGACGGUCUCCCGCUCCCUCUCCCCCUGUCUCCCCGGGCCGGUCUCCCUCUCCCCCUGUCUCCCCGGGCCGCUAUGUCCGUCUCCAUCCAGCUCCAGCCCAGCCCCCGGUGCCUGUUCGAUGAGCCGCUCGAGGUGAGAGUGAGCGGCCUCUCCCCGCUCCAACAGGUCACCCUCAAGGCUUGGCUCCGCGACGACAAGGAGCAGCUUUUCCAUUCGGCCGCUUUCUACACGGCGGACCCCCGCGGGCAGCUCGACCUGGCUCACUCCCCCUCCCUGGGGGGACACUACACCGGCGUCCAGCCCAUGGGCCUCUUCUGGUCGCUCAGCCCCGUCACCCCGUUCACUCGCCUGGUCAAGAGGGACGUCGCCACUUCUCCCCUGUCCGUCCACAUCGAGAUCUUUGAGGGACACUGGAGCCUCGGGCAGCUCCCAGCACAGCCUCUGGCCACCGCCAUCAAUCAGCGCUGGUUCAUGAAGGAAGGGCUGCUCAGGAUCCCAGUCAGAGAAGGCAGGAUCCGAGGGACACUCUUCAUCCCACCCGGUGAUGGUCCAUUUCCAGGGGUCAUUGAUCUGUAUGGGUCAGUUGGUGGGAUGGUUGAACAUCGAGCUAGUCUCUUGGCAAACCAUGGAUUUCUGACACUGGCUUUAGGGUAUUUUGGCUUUGAUGACCUCCCACAGGAUUUUAUGAAUCUUGAUUUGGAAUAUUUCGAAGAAGCUGUGAACUUCUUGAGAAGCCAUCCAAAGGUUAAGGGUCCUGGAGUUGGAGCAAUAGGAAUUUCAAAAGGAGGAGAUCUAGUUCUCUCGAUGACCACGUUUUUGCCACAUGUGAUAGCAGCAGUUAGCAUCGGUGGAUGCAAUGCAAACACGUUGGGAAAUCUGCACUACAAAGGCAUCACUCUUCCAGGUCUCGGUGCUACUUUCGAAAGGAUCAAAUUUCUAGAAUCCAAGCUGGUCGAUAUCUCUGAGGUGACAAAUGAUCCAAUGGAGGAAGAAAACAAGGAUUGUAUUAUCCCAAUAGAAAAGGCUGAGGGCCAUUUUUUGUUUGUGGUUGGAGAAGAUGACAAGAAUUGGAGAACUCCACUCUAUGCUCAGCAGGCUGUUGAAAAACUGAAAGAAAAUGGCAAAGAGAAUUAUGAACUUAUUACUUAUCCUGAGGCUGGCCAUCUCUUGGAGCCCUCAUAUUUUCCAUUUUGCUACGCUUCUUUUCAUCGGUUGGUGGGACAGCCUGUGGUAUGGGGAGGGAAAAAGAAACCACAUGCUCUGGCACAGAUAGAUCUGUGGCCAAGGAUGCAGGCAUUUCUACGAAAACAUCUUGAACAUCAGAGCAAGUUGUGAAGCUGUUCAGUGUUCACAUUCCAGUGUUAGUGAAUAAAUUGCAUUUUCCGGAUUUACUUUAAUCCAAUUAAUUAGUCAUAAAUGAUUUCCUCUUUUUGUUAUAAUUAUAUUUUACUCAGAAUUUAAAUAUGUAAUCUAUUGUUUUGCAAUGCAAAAACUGUAAUUUGCUACUGAAUUCCAAAACUAACUUUUACCUGCUAGUUAUAUUUGAGCAAUUUUAUUGAGGGGUGAAAUCGUUUUUGCAUUCAAUCCAAAAUUUUCUGUAUGAAUGCCAUUUUUCAAGUGCCUUAGGAUAAACUGAAUUUCAGUGUUGGUCCUUGAGUCUUUGAAACUAAAUAUCUGGGAUUGGCAAAUGCCUUUGGAUUUUUAUUACUUUAACAUAAAUUAAUAAAUAUAAAAUCAUAAACUGGAGAAUGCAGAAACAGAAGAUCUUCAGCUGAACAGCAUUCAAUGCAAAAUGUUCACUGUACCAAUAUAUAUUGUCUGAACGGUAUCAGAUGAAUUUUCUCUUCUCUCCCUUU